AUGGGGAAGGACCAGGAACUGCUGCAGGCGGUGAAGACCGAGGACCUGCUCACCGUGCAGAAGCUGCUGCAAAGGCCUCGGCCCGGGAAAGCAAAGCUCCUCGGUUCUGCAAAGAAAGUGAACGUCAACUUCCAGGAUACAGAUGGGUUUUCUCCGCUGCAUCAUGCAGCUCUCAAUGGCAACCUGGAGCUCAUUUCACUGCUGCUGGAGUCACAGGCUGCUGUUGACAUCAGAGACCAGAAAGGUAUGCGGCCGCUGCACUACGCAGCUUGGCAGGGGAGGGCGGAGCCUAUGAAGAUGCUGCUGAAAUCUGGUUCAUCUGUCAACGGCCAAUCAGAUGAAGGACAGAUUCCGCUCCACCUGUCGGCACAACACGGCCACUACGACGUGUCUGAGAUGUUGCUGCAGCACCAGUCCAACCCAUGUAUCGUGGAUAACGCAGGGAAAACACCUCUGGACCUGGCCUGUGAGUUCGGCAGAGUUGGGGUUGUCCAGUUGUUACUGUCCAGUAACAUGUGUGCUGCUUUACUGGAGCCCAAAAAAGGAGACACCACCGACCCCAACGGGACGUCCCCUCUUCACCUGGCCGCCAAGAAUGGACACAUAGACAUCAUCAGACUGCUGAUCCAGGCAGGUAUCGACAUCAACAGACAGACCAAAGCGGGAACUGCCCUGCAUGAAGCUGCUCUCUGUGGCAAGACUGAGGCAGUGAGACUCCUGCUGGACAGUGGUAUCAAUGCCACAGUGAGGAACACUUACAGCCAGACUGCGCUGGAUAUCGUCUACCAGUUCACUGCAACACAAGCCAGCAGAGAGAUCAAACAACUGCUGAGGGAUGCGUCAGCGGCCCUUCAGGUUCGGGCUCUGAAAGAUUACUGCAACAACUACGACCUGACCAGCCUCAACAUCAAAGCAGGAGACGUUAUUACGGUUUUGGAGCAGCACCCUGAUGGACGCUGGAAAGGCUGUAUCCAUGACAACCGAACAGGAAAUGAUCGGGUGGGCUACUUCCCUUCCACCAUGGUGGAAGUCAUCAGCAAGCGCACAGGUUUGGCCAGCACAGUCAUUUGCACUCAACAGUUUCAAAAGAUACCGCUGGUUCCCCCGGCGACGGUUGCCCCUGCCAACGCGGUAGUCAACGGCAACGACACCACGUUCCAUCAGAUCCAUAUCCUGCCUCCACCGCCUCCUCCUCCACCACAUUCCCAUCAGCCACUGCUUCCACUUUUCACUUCCUUUGGCUAUAACAGGUCGCCCGUGACAACACCACAGGGAGACACACCCACUGCCCCAGGUUGUCGCGGCUCAGAGGCAAGUCCUCACAGCUCUCCCACCCCGUCCAGUGGGCCCCAUGGAGGCUCCAACGAAGAGAUCUGGGUACUGCGCAAGCCCGUGGCAGGUGGAGACCGCAGCAGCGUGGGUAGUUCCGGCAGUGUCACCAGUGUGAGGUCGUCAGGCAGCGGUCAGAGUGUCGGCAGUGCGGCACACAUCCUCCAUGCACAGGCUGAGGGGGUUAAGCUUCUCGCCACAGUCUUGUCCCAGUCUGCCAAAGCUAAGGAGCACCUGCUGGAGCAGUCCAAGUCUGUGGACCAACCUGCAGCAGGCUCUGCCAGUUCCUCUCGGACAUCGAGCCAGUCGGCCUGUCCGCUCCAUGAAGCGCCGCCUUAUGACACCACGGCAACCAGGAAGGGGGAGGGGCCAGGCGAGGGGAAGAGCUCAGAAGCCGUUGUCCAAUGGCUGAGCAACUUUCAGCUGCAGGUCUACGCUCCAAACUUCCUGGGCGCUGGGUAUGACUUGCCCACCGUUAGCCGAAUGACCCCCGAGGAUCUGACAGCUAUUGGAAUAACUAAACCAGGUCACAGAAAGAAAAUGACAUCAGAGAUAAACAAACUGAGUGUCUCAGAGUGGCUGCCUGAUCAGAAACCUGCCAAUCUAGGAGAGUGGCUGUCUGCCAUUGGUCUAAGCCAGUACCACCAGGUGUUAGUGCAGAACGGUUAUGAGAACAUCGACUUCAUCACUGACAUCACUUGGGAGGACCUACAGGAAAUAGGCAUUACCAAACUGGGCCACCAGAAGAAGCUGAUGCUGGCGGUGAAGCGACUGGCUGAAAUGCAGCGCGGUUCAGAAGGGCGGGCCUCCCUCCGAAAGAAGCCCCCACCAAUCACACAGCAGCAGGAAGUCAUGUCAGUGGACAGCCCCCCUCCAGACGAGGUCAUGUCUCCAAAGAUGAGCACCUUCCAGGACAGCGAGUUGAGCACUGAGCUACAGAGCGCCAUGACCCAGCCAGGUCAGGAGGUCAAAGCUCAACGAACACGCAGUCUCAGCAAAGACCAUGAUGAGCUGAUGACAGGAGGUGGAGGAGGAGGUACUGGGCCUCCUAAGAAGGAGGCGCGGACUAUGAGGCAGCAGAGCAGCCAGGGAAGCACCUCCUCCCACAGAGGCAGUGUCUCCUCUCAAGGCAAACACCGUCACUCCCACUCCCAUUCCCAGCCUGCUCCUCCCUACACGCCCCCUCAUACCCCUACCAAGACUAGAACCUCAUCUUCUUCCUCCACUUCCUCUGUCCAGAGCGCAGCUUCCCCGCAGGCCAAACCCAAGCCAACCCCCCAGUUCAUCCAGGGGGAGAGACCGCAAUCGCCACGCCCACAGCCCCCUCAGUCUCCGACCCACCGCGGAGGUCCGUGUCCCCAGCUUCAGCCUCAGCAGCAGCAACAGCAACAGCAGCAGCAGCAGCAGCAGCAGCAGCAGCAGCAGCAACCUCUAGUCCAGCCACCACACCAGGCACACCCUCAGCACCACCCACAGACACAGGUCAUGGAUGUCAGGGAAAGCCAACAACCACAGGUCCCUCUGCUCUGUCUUCCACCAGAGGCUGAGCUGGCUGAGGGAGAAGGAGCAGAGUCUUCGGCGCUCCAGAAGAAACGCGCCCACAGCCUCAACCGAUACGCCGUGUCAGAUGGUGAGUGUGAUGAGAGGGCAGGAGGACGAGGAGGUGGAGGAGGAGAUGCAGAGGUAGUCGUAGGUCAGAGCUCAGUCAUCAUCGGAGGGGAAGGAGGUAAAUAUGCCACAGUGACCCACCGCGUCAGCCGCAGCCACUCCGUCCGCAACCAGGACAAGAACACCAAUCGCAACCAGUCGCAGUCCUUUGCUCUGCGUCAGAAGAAAAAAGGCCCGCCACCACCACCGCCCAAACGCUCCAGCUCUGCCAUCUCCAGCUCCAACUCCAACCUGAUAGAUGCCAAUGCACAGCCGCACACACUCACCACAACAGGGGGGAUGCUGGACGUGUCCUACCACCAGCAGCGGCGUGCCAGCGACCUUGGUGUGUCCGUGGACCCAGGUGCCGUGGAGACGAGCAGCAUGGGUAGUGUGAGGAGCAUCGCUGCCAUGCUGGAAAUGUCUUCUAUAGGGGGUGGAGCCAAAGGCAUGGCACUGCAGAAGAAUUUCCUGCAGGUGGGGAAAACACGUGAUGCCAUUGGUCUGGAUGGCGAAGUGGUGAACCGACGGCGGACCAUCAGUGGCCCCGUCACUGAGCUGGUAGCCGCUGCCAGGCGCAACCAGCCAGCUCCCUCAGCUCUCCCAUCUCUCUAUGUCCAACCUGAAACCUCGCCUCCAACUGUACAUUCCUCCUCCCCCCACCCUCCAUCCUCCCCCCAUCCCAGCUCGGGAGGCAGUGGCAGCUCAUCAGAGAACCUGCCGUUUGCAGAGGAGGGAAGCCUGACAAUCCGCCGCCAGGGUCGAGGAGAAGGAGAAGGACAGUGUGUAUUUUGUGUUUGUCUGCAGGGUGAUGGCGAAGGUCCCCAGGGAGACAGUGGUUACACCCAGGAAGACAUCUCCAGCGUUGAGGCCACAGCAACCUUAAAGCGACGGCCCCGCAGCUCCAAGCCCCACCCCAACGGCUCCGACUUCACCCUUCAGGAGUCGUCCACCGUCAAACGACGGCCCAAGAGCCGCGACAAGGAGCCCGAGGGCUACGCAGACCUGGCCGCAGCUAAUGGAGAGCCCGUGGGACCUGGGCCACCGAACACCACACAGCCAGUACCCUACCAGAACGGCACUGCCACCAUGAGACGUCGCCCGGUGUCUGACGCCGGAGUGACAGAGCAGCCACAGCCUCAACCCCAACAUCAGCCUCAACCGCAAGUGACUGCUGCUCCCCGCAGGGACAGUGUGGAUCAAGGAGCUCCAGUAGGCAUUGAAGGAGGUCCGCAGAGGAAACCAAAGCCACCAGUCUCCCCCAAGCCUGUAGUGGGCCAGAUAAAGAGACAAGGAGGUCCACAGACCCCCCCGCAGCCUGCCUCCAACAAGAGAGUGCCCCUGCCAGGCCCUGGCACGCCUGGAAGCCCAGUGGAAGGAAAGAAGAUCCCUCCACCGGUCUCGCCCAAACCAGUGCCCCCGCCCACGGCACCAAAACCGGCCAAGCUCAUCCAGUCCAUGACCAGUCCUCCCUCCCCGACCUCGGCCCCUGCCACAGUAAAACAGUACUCUGCGGUCGCUCGACAGACCAGCUCUCCCACCUCUUUCCCCCCUCCCAACACUCCGAGCCCGCCAAAUGCCAAGCCGAUGAGCCCGUCUUCCCAGAGCCCCCGCACCCCGCCGACCCCCACCACACCACAGACACCCCAGACUCCCGCUACUCCCAGCCCGACCCCGCCACCCGUCAAGCCCCCCCGAUCCUCCAUUGGGGGUGUGUCGGUGGACAGCGGGAUGGUUGGAGGUGGGGUGACGGUGCCGGCUGCUACGACAACACCGGACUUCAGUGUGGAUUCUCUGGUGCAUCAGAAGCUGGAGGAGACGAGUGCAUCUUUGGCUGCAGCUCUGCGGGCCGUGGAGGACAAGAUAUUGCGGCAGGAGGACUCUGUGGCGGAGCAGAAGACCACAGUUAGCAUCCUGGACGACAUCGGCAGCAUGUUCGAUGACCUGGCCGACCAGCUGGACGCCAUGUUGGAGUAACCGCAGAAACCAGUCAGCCUGUCUCCAUGGCAACGCUGCAACAGGAGCGACUCAGACGGCACAAUGGACAACAUGCCUCUCUAUCUCUCUGUCUCUCUCUCCUUCUCUUCAUCCUUCUCUUUCUGUCGUGCCCACCCCCUUCUCACUCCUCCUGUCAUCUGUCCAUCCAUUGCUGCUCUGGAAAAGUCUCUUUCAUCCACCUCUUCCUCUCAUGUCCUGCUGCUGCUGAUGAAUGUGAUGAUGGAGCAGCACCACAGGCCUGGACAGAGAUGUGGCAGAGAGAGUGCAAGAAUGAAGGAUGGAUACAGAGAGACACUAAAAGAGAGAGGCUGAAAAAAAGGACCAAAAACAACUGAUGGGGAGAGAAAAGUAAAAAAAAAAAAAAAAAAAGUCAGCAGACAGAGUGACGAAGAAAUGCAUCAAAAUGGAGGAGACUGCAAUCAAAACAUGGGUGUUUAAAGAACUCAUCCAGGACUCGAACAAAUAAACUAAACUAUUACUGAUUGAAAAACCAACUGUGUAAUGAAUCAUAGUAUGGUACAUGUACAUUCUAAGCAUGGAGAGUUUAUAUCUACUGAAGAAUUCCUGCAUUAGCACACUAAUAUAUAAUAUACCGAUGAAUAUGAAUCUCUAGCUCUUUGGUUUGAUGUCUCGGUUCUGUGUGGAAUGGUGACCUCUGGUGUUGUGACGAUGUAAAUGACUUGGUGGAAACAUUUUUAUCUGUGACCGAAACUAUUCA
Molecule: messenger RNA, 5692 nt
Organism: Xiphias gladius (swordfish)
Lineage: Eukaryota; Metazoa; Chordata; Actinopteri; Istiophoriformes; Xiphiidae
Gene: caskin1
Product: CASK interacting protein 1
Exons: 24
Coding region: 1-4953 (1650 amino acids)
Molecular function (GO): protein binding
Source: RefSeq, a predicted model, not a curated record